Messenger RNA from Sphaeramia orbicularis (orbiculate cardinalfish), 3324 nucleotides. RefSeq names its product solute carrier family 1 member 2b (gene slc1a2b). Gene Ontology annotation, cellular component: plasma membrane. The record is from RefSeq and is a predicted model, not a curated record. Gene Ontology annotation, molecular function: L-glutamate transmembrane transporter activity; neutral L-amino acid transmembrane transporter activity; glutamate:sodium symporter activity. NCBI's taxonomy places the organism in Eukaryota, Metazoa, Chordata, Actinopteri, Kurtiformes, Apogonidae. Gene Ontology annotation, biological process: L-aspartate transmembrane transport; L-glutamate import across plasma membrane. Bases 243 to 2000 code for a protein of 585 amino acids. The transcript is spliced from 11 exons.
GCUGUGGCUGUGACUGGGUCUGUCCUCUGGGUUGUGUUGACUUGCUUCUCUCUGGAUGCUGUGGAAGAGCUGGUGGACAGCUGAGAGCUGCUAGCUCUCUGGUGUUUACAGCCACAGGCUGGAUCUGGGACCUUAUCCACUGACAUCUGGCAAGAUUUUUGGAUGGAGCAAUUGUGAUCUUAUUAACGAUCUCCUCUGAUUAAUUCUCAAAUACCAAAGGCUGGAGAUUUUGGUCCUGGUCCAUGUAUAUAGCACUUACCUCAACUCCACCAGAAAUGAAUGCCAACAGUAUGCCUAAACAAGUGGAGGUGAGGAUGCAUGAGAGUCACCUGGAGCCCAUCGAGGCCAGGCCUCAGUCCAAAUGUGCCAAAAUCUGCUCCAAGAUGUUCAAGAACCUUCUGCUCACACUCACAGUUCUUGGUGUGAUCUUGGGAGCUGUAGCAGGGAUGUUACUUCGUGUUGCCUCCCCGAUCCACCCUGAUAUCGUCAUGGUGAUCGCUUUUCCUGGAGACAUCCUUAUGAGGAUGCUGAAGAUGUUGAUCCUUCCACUCAUCAUCUCCAGUUUAAUCACAGGUCUGGCCGGUUUGGAUGCCAAAUCUAGCGGUCGUCUGGGCACCAGAGCUAUGGUCUACUACAUGUCCACCACUGUCAUUGCUGCUAUCCUGGGUGUCAUCCUGGUGUUAGUCAUUCACCCUGGAAACCCCAAACUGAAGGAGAAUUUGGGCGAGGGUGAGAAGAAUGAUGACGUGUCGAGCUUAGAUGCCUUCUUCGAUCUUAUCAGGAACCUGUUCCCUGAAAAUCUUGUGCAGGCUUGUUUCCAGCAGAUUCAGACGGUUACAAAGAAGGUAGAGGUGGCGGUUGAGGAGGACGUCAACGCCACUGUCGUGGAGGGUCUGGUGGCGAAUAUCACCAAGGAGCCACAGUUCAUCAUCAAAAAGUCCCUGCAGUUUAAGAGUGGCAUGAAUGUUCUGGGUCUGAUUGGUUUCUUUAUUGCAUUUGGCAUCUGCAUGGGCAAGAUGGGAGAGAAGGCCAGACUCAUGAUUGAGUUCUUCAACAUCCUCAAUGAGAUUGUGAUGAAACUUGUCAUCAUGAUCAUGUGGUACUCUCCUUUUGGUAUCGCCUGUCUGAUCUGUGGUAAGAUCAUCUCCAUCAAAGACCUGGAGGUGGUUGCCAGGCAGCUGGGCAUGUACAUGAUCACUGUGAUUGUCGGCCUCAUCAUCCACGGAGCCAUUUUCCUGCCCAGCAUCUACUUUGUUAUUGUCAGGAAAAACCCCUUCACCUUCUUCCUGGGCAUCUUCCAGGCCUGGAUCACUGCUCUGGGGACAGCCUCCAGUGCUGGUACACUGCCUGUCACCUUCCGUUGUCUGGAGGAGAACCUGGGUAUCGACAAAAGAGUCACCCGUUUUGUGCUGCCGGUCGGUGCCACCAUCAACAUGGACGGGACCGCUCUGUAUGAAGCUGUGGCCGCCAUCUUCAUCGCUCAAAUGAACGGCGUCCACCUGGACCCGGGUCAGAUUGUGACUGUCAGUCUGACGGCCACACUAGCCAGUGUUGGAGCUGCCAGUAUUCCCAGUGCCGGUCUGGUGACUAUGCUGCUGAUUCUGACCGCCGUGGGCCUGCCAACCCAAGACAUCAGUCUGCUGGUGGCUGUCGACUGGCUGCUGGACCGAUUUAGGACCUCAGUAAAUGUGGUGGGUGACUCCUACGGUGCAGGCAUCGUGUACCACAUGUCCAAGGCAGAGCUUGAAGAGCUGGAUGCGCACAUGGCUAAAUCUGACGAUAUCGAAAUGAUGACAAAGACCCAGUCUUAUUACGACGACAUGAAGAACCACCACGAAAACAAUUCCAACCAGUGCGUCUUAACCGCUACCGCUACCACAACUGCCUCCGCUACUGCUAACAAUUCUGUCGUAGUAGAUGAAUGCAAGGUAACCUCAGCCACUAACGGCUCUGCUGCGGAGUGCACGCUUGUUGAGGAGGAACCAUGGAAACAUGAAUAAUGGCAGCACAGAGAUCCCCUGCUCCUGGGCUCCACAAGUUUUCCUAUCUGGUGAAAAAAGAGUGAAUGAAAAAAGUCACAUGAACAGAACUACUAAUUUGUUUUUUUGUUGUUUUUUUUUGUAUGUAGUUUAGUUGUCUUUUUUUAUUAGUCCCUUUAAAAGAUUUUGUAACUGUCUAUCUGACUGAUAAAUGUUACUAAUUCACUUAACCGUGAAAUUAUAACAGAGGUAUAUACUUUACCUGUUAGAGCACAACUAUGUCCUAUAUAUAGCAGAUACUUGCACAACAUACUUCAAGGUUAGGAGGGAAGGAACAGAAAUAAGUUGGAUAAGCUAUUACCUAGCAAUACAUCCUGCUUCUACAUGCGUAAGAUGAGAGUGGCUGUGUAUUAUGGGAUGCACCGAGACCAUCUUCUGUUAGAAAUGUGAUUCAUUAACACCCGAGGAUGAGUGGGAGUACGAGAAUUAAUCAUGAAAAACCGACGUAAUGUUUAUAUGGAAUUUCCAAGCUUUACAUCCCAUGAAAAAAAAUCCAUCCACGCCUCUCAUCUAACAAGUUCAGAGCCUUCAAACUGCAUCCGACUGCAUUAUUAGAUCCAAGAAUGUUCAUCAGAAAAAAUAAAAGGCAGGAAGGAAAAUAAAAGUACAGUCACUAUAAAAAUUCUAAAGCACAAUUCACACCAUGGAGCCCUUUUUUUUUUUUUUUUUAAUCCCCACCCCUCGUCUAUUGUAAAAGGAAAAGGGACUUUUUUUUUCUUUGUGUCACCUGUUGACUGAGACAUAAAACUUGUUUGUGUGUCUGUGUGUGGUAUAGAAUGAAGCUGAGUUAAGAACAUGACCAAGUUAAUUAUAGGGACCAAAAGCAGGCAGAAAAUCAAUCAAUCAAACUCAGAGGCCUUUGAACUGCCUCCAUCACAUUUCAAGCGACACAUUUUCUUGAUUUGCGAUCAACAUACUGUAUAUUUCUAACCCGGCUGCCACAACACAGGCUGAUAUUUUUUUCUGAUAAGCUUCGAAAAUUUAAAGCUAAGAAAAUCACUGCCCUGAAAAUCAAAAAGAUUUACUCUUUUUUUAAAGCACGAAGGAAAGUAUACAAUACUUUGCAAUGCCAAUGAAAUUAAACUAAAAUUAGCAUCAAAAUGAAAAUUGUGAUUAAAUCUCAUUAAAAAAAAAAAAAGACAUAUUUCAAUCAAAAAAGUGAAAGAGCACAACAACGAGAGCACAAAACGAGCUGAAAUGCCAAUGAGGUUCAUUUUCAGUCAAUGUCAUGCACAUUAUCCUUCCACGUUGACACUGAUUUUACUCCAACUUAAAAGAAAAAAGA